AAGUACUAUUACCUGCAAUCUUGCAUCAGUUUUUCACAAUGGCAAAAAGUUUAAGGAGCAAAUGGAAGAGAAAAAUGCGAGCAAUUAAGAGGACAAGAUAUGCUGUUAAAGAACUGAAGCAACUAAAAAGUAUUCUUGGCAAAAGCGAAAACAAUGACAGUGAAAUGUCUGAAAUCUGUACAGUGCUUCCAACAGGAACCCUUAGUAGUCGGAGUAAUGUAAAGAAAGAAAGUACUACAUCUGAAAAUAAUGUUGGUGCUGAUGUAAUGGAGGUGGAUACUCCCAAGCCAAAAUAUCAUCCUAAAUUGCUUAAAAAUGAGCAUGGCAACUAUCCAGUAUGGAUGAAUCAAAGAGCAAUAAAGAAACAUAAAUCUCGAAUAGCCAAAAAACACAAAGGAAAGAAUUCGAAAAAAUAAACAUUGUAUGUAAAAAUGAUGUGUUAUUGGUGUAUAAAUUGUGCUUUUUCCAUCUAA
Messenger RNA from Uloborus diversus, 473 nucleotides. RefSeq names its product protein LLP homolog. The transcript has 3 exons. Lineage: Eukaryota; Metazoa; Arthropoda; Arachnida; Araneae; Uloboridae. Gene Ontology annotation, cellular component: nucleolus. Gene Ontology annotation, molecular function: RNA binding. The record is from RefSeq and is a predicted model, not a curated record. Bases 39 to 416 code for a protein of 125 amino acids. Gene Ontology annotation, biological process: dendrite extension.